AAGUAAUUUGAGCGCGGCAAACUGUGCAUUAAAAUUUUAAUUAAAUAUUUUACGAUUUUCGUAAAUAUAAAUUCAAGUUUUUAAUACGGAUCAGUGCCUUCCUGUUUAACAAUAAUAUUGUGAAUUAAAUGCACUGAACAUUGGAAAAUUGGUGGUAAUUUUGUCGUAAAAACAUAAUUUUUGUCACAAAUUUUUCGUGUACCCCCAAUAUGUCGCGAGUAAAGUUGAAUUUAAUCGCUGCUGCUUGUGAAAACAUGGGUAUUGGUGUUAAUGGUGCUCUGCCAUGGCGGUUGAAAAAAGAGAUGGCGUACUUCACAACAAUGACGACGAAGGUCAAGGAUCCCAGCAAGUUGAAUGCUGUGAUCAUGGGACGUCGGACUUGGGACUGUAUCCCAGACAAGUACCGGCCCCUGUCGGACCGAGUCAACAUCGUGCUCACUCAUAAUGUCGAUGCUGUUAAGGAAAAGGUGCCAGAAGGAGUGGUGGUUGUUCCAGGACUGGAUGAGGCUGUCCAGUACAUCGAGGGUCGAGAGGAUAUCGAGUCCACCUGGGUCAUUGGAGGAUCUUCCAUCUACCAGGCAGCCAUGACACAUCCGAACUGCGGCAAGAUUUACCUGACGGAGAUACAGAAGUCCUUCAACUGCGACACUUUCUUCCCGAACAUCGACAAACAACAGUUUCAUUUAGUGAACGAGGAAGAAAUACCCGAAGAAAGGCAGUCCGAAGGUGAAAUAAGCUACUUUUUCCGAGUUUACAAGCGAUUGUAAGUAGUUUUAUAAUUUAAUACACAACUACAUCUACUUCACACUACUUUCGCUGCAAGAAGUUCGACGGUAUACCGGUAGAUGCUGCUGAUCUAAACUAGCAUUGUACAUCGGUACACUACACUCUGUUUAAGAAGUUCGGCGAUGUGCCGCCAGAUGGCAAUACAACACAAACAUCGUACAUUGGUACACUACAAUCUGUCAAGAAGUUCAGCGAUGUAUCAAUAGAUGGCGUUGUGCAAUUAUACUUUGUGUGUCGUUAACUUCAAGAAAUUCUGCGAUGUAUCCAUACAGGCGUUGUGUAAAAAUUGUAUAUUGUACAUUGGUACACUAUACUCUGUUCAAGAAGUUCAUUGAUAUGCCGCUAGAUGGCACUACAAAACCUACAUCGUACAUUGGUACACUUCAAGCAGUUUGGCCAUGUGCCAAUAGAUGGCGAUGUAGGAAUCCUGCAUCGCGUUAAUUUCGAUUCGAGUCAACUAUAACUUUGGAAAAUUGUGACCUGUGUAUUUGUUUUGGUGCUUUUCGGCGUAGUUGGGUGUUGAAGUAGAGGACUCCUAAGCUUUCAAUCUCGCUGUGUUGUUAAAGUGUUUUAGCUUAUUUACUGGCUAAGCUAGUAUAUCAAUUAGUUCGUUGUUCAUACAUUCCUUAUGUAAAAAAUGUCUCGAAUAUUUUAUAUAUCCAGUUUUUAUAAAACUUCGCUCGCUUUGUUAUAGUUACACACUUAUGUCUUGUUCGCUUUAGUAAUUUAGUCCAGUAGCGAGUAUUUAGUAUCUGUCUCUCGCUUCGAUUUUGAGACAGAAGCGAGACAGAGCUAGCAACACGCUGCUCGACCAAAAUACUAGCGUAGUGCGAGCUGGGCAUUAUUUGAAUUACUGCGUU
Molecule: messenger RNA, 1646 nt
Organism: Spodoptera litura
Lineage: Eukaryota; Metazoa; Arthropoda; Insecta; Lepidoptera; Noctuidae
Gene: Dhfr
Product: dihydrofolate reductase
Biological process (GO): dihydrofolate metabolic process; folic acid metabolic process; tetrahydrofolate biosynthetic process
Cellular component (GO): mitochondrion
Molecular function (GO): NADP binding; dihydrofolate reductase activity
Source: RefSeq, a predicted model, not a curated record